This is a messenger RNA of Condylura cristata (star-nosed mole), 2586 nucleotides long. RefSeq names its product TSR1, 20S rRNA accumulation, homolog (S. cerevisiae) (gene TSR1). Gene Ontology annotation, cellular component: nucleus; preribosome, small subunit precursor. The transcript has 16 exons. The record is from RefSeq and is a predicted model, not a curated record. Gene Ontology annotation, molecular function: GTPase activity; GTP binding; U3 snoRNA binding. The coding region runs from base 524 to 2569 and encodes 681 amino acids. Gene Ontology annotation, biological process: ribosome biogenesis; endonucleolytic cleavage of tricistronic rRNA transcript (SSU-rRNA, 5.8S rRNA, LSU-rRNA); maturation of SSU-rRNA from tricistronic rRNA transcript (SSU-rRNA, 5.8S rRNA, LSU-rRNA). NCBI's taxonomy places the organism in Eukaryota, Metazoa, Chordata, Mammalia, Eulipotyphla, Talpidae.
GGUUUUCCAGACGCGUCGGACCCAGGUCCUUUGAGCCUGGAGUCUGCACAUCGGGAAGCCAGCGUUCGUCUUCUAACUUCCCUGCCAGCCUGGCGUCUUCAGGUGCAGAGGCUGAGGGAAGAGAAGUGGGAGCGCAACCCCUGGAACCCGAGACUUGGGCAGCCUCACGAGGGAAUUCAGGGCGAUGAAAGGACGCCCAAAGUGAACACCUGCUGCUGCUGCUGCAAACCGAGGCGCUGCGAGCUCACAUCUUGGACGCCUAGCACCGAAAACCCUCAGCAAGAAAGUGAGAAAAGAGCUCAGCAGGGUAGACCAGAGGCAUCGAGCCAGCCAGCUCCGAAAGCAGAAGAAGGAGGCGGUUCUGGCAGAGAAGAGACAGCUGGGCAGCAAGGAUGGCCCUCCUCAUCAGGUACUGGUGGUACCUUUGCACAACAGGAUUUCCUUGUCAGAGGCCUUUCGGCUGCUUCAAGACAGAGACACUGGAACAGUACAUGUGAAUGACUGGGGAAGCACCCCUAGCUUUAUGCUGUUAUGUCCCGUCCUGAAACAUCGGUGGUUUUUCACAUCAGCAAGACCAGGCGAUCUUCACACUGUGUUAGAUAUGGCCAAGGUGGCUGAUACCAUCCUCUUCCUUCUGGAUCCGCUAGAAGGCUGGGACAGCACUGGAGAUUACUGCCUCUCCUGCCUCUUUGCUCAGGGCCUUCCCACUUAUACUCUAGCUGUCCAAGGGGUUUCUGGCCUCCCACCAAAGAAACAAAUAGAUGUCAGAAAGAAGCUAAGUAAAGCAGUGGAAAAGCGCUUUCCUGAUGACAAGCUCCUCCUGUUAGAUACACAACAGGAGGCAGGGCUGUUACUCAGGCAGUUGGCUAACCAAAAGCAGCGACAUAUUGCCUUUCGAGAUCGGCGCGCCUACCUGUUUACCCAUGCUGCUGACUUUGUGCCUAGUGAAGAAAGUGAUUUGGUUGGCACCUUGAAAAUCUCAGGCUAUGUUCGUGGGCAGGCUCUAAAUGUAAAUAGCUUGCUGCAUAUCGUUGGCCAUGGUGAUUUCCAGAUGAAGCAGAUAGAUGCUCCGAUGGACCCGUUCCCUUUAAAUCCUAGAGUGAUCAAAUCCAAAAAGGACCGAGGCAUGGCAAUGGAGAUCUGUGCUGAUGCUGUAGGCGAUAUGGAGGAAGACAUUAAGGUUCUGAUGAAGGCAGAUCCUGAUAGACAAGAAUCUUUGCAAACAGAAGUUAUCCCAGAUCCAAUGGAGGGAGAGCAGACCUGGCCCACUGAGGAGGAGCUGAAUGAAGCAAACGAUUUCUUGAAGGAAAGAUGCAAGGUGGUAAAGAAAGUCCCCAAAGGAACAUCCAGUUACCAAGCUGAAUGGAUUUUGGAUGAGGAUAGUGAAAGUGGUGGGGACGAUGAAUAUGAUGAUAUAGAGCAUGAAGAUUUUAUGGAGGAGGAUUCUCAGGAGGAAAAUAGUGAAGAAGAGGAGGAGGAGGAGGAAUGUGAAACUGUAACUAUAGGAGAGUCUGUGCGUGAUGAUCUGUAUGAUGAGAAAAUGGAUGAGGAGGCUGAAGAAAAAAUGUUGGAGAAAUAUAAACAAGAAAGACUAGAAGAGAUGUUUCCAGAUGAAAUAGAUACCCCCCGCGAUGUGGCUGCUAGAAUUCGAUUUCAGAAAUACAGAGGUCUCAAGAGCUUCCGGACAUCCCCGUGGGAUCCUAAGGAGAACCUUCCUCGAGAUUAUGCUCGGAUAUUUCAAUUUCAGAACUUCACUAAUACUAGGAAACGCAUCUUUAAAGAGAUUGAGGAAAAAGAAGCUGAAGGGGCCGAGGUUGGCUGGUAUGUCACACUUCAUGUCUCUGCGGUUCCCGUCUCAGUGCUUCAGCACUUCAAGCAAGGCACACCUCUGAUUGCAUUUUCUUUACUGCCUCAUGAACAGAAGAUGUCAGUACUAAAUAUGGUGGUGAGCCGGCACCCUGGCAACACUGAACCCGUGAAAGCCAAAGAGGAGCUGAUCUUCCACUGCGGGUUCAGGCGCUUCCGAGCCUCACCUUUAUUCUCCCAGCACACUGCAGCGGACAAACAUAAAUUCCAGCGAUUCCUGACAGCUGAUAUGGCCCUGGUCUUGACAGUAUAUGCCCCAAUCACUUUUCCUCCUGCAUCUGUGCUGCUUUUCAAACAGAACAACAAUGGAAUACACAGCCUCAUUGCUACAGGUCAUCUAUUGUCAGUGGAUCCCGACAGACUGGUCAUCAAGAGAGUUGUUCUGAGUGGUCAUCCCUUCAAAAUUUUUACUAAGACGGCAGUAGUACGUUACAUGUUCUUUAGUAGAGAGGAUGUGCUGUGGUUUAAGCCAGUGGAACUAAGAACAAAGUGGGGCCGAAGGGGGCACAUCAAAGAGCCUUUAGGUACUCAUGGCCACAUGAAGUGCAGUUUUGACGGGAAGCUAAAAUCUCAGGAUACAGUAUUGAUGAACCUCUAUAAGCGAGUUUUCCCCAAAUGGACUUAUGAUCCAUAUGUACCAGAACCAGUACCUUGGGUGAAAAGCGAGGUUUCUUCAGCAGUACCUGAAGUGGAUAUGGAGUAAUGGAUUCUAUGGACUUC